Messenger RNA from Mercenaria mercenaria, 9801 nucleotides. RefSeq lists its product as uncharacterized. Gene Ontology annotation, cellular component: membrane. The record is from RefSeq and is a predicted model, not a curated record. Gene Ontology annotation, biological process: immune response; toll-like receptor signaling pathway. The transcript has 10 exons. Bases 82 to 7713 code for a protein of 2543 amino acids. Gene Ontology annotation, molecular function: transmembrane signaling receptor activity; protein binding. Lineage: Eukaryota; Metazoa; Mollusca; Bivalvia; Venerida; Veneridae.
AACUUCCUUUUUGAUAAGCUUGAAACAAAUAAACCUCUUACGAGGAUUCUCUACAGCGACAUUGUUGCGGUUAGACUGAAAAUGAAAAAUACAAAGUUGAUUUUGCUGCUCUUCAGCGUCUUUGUAACGCAGACCAUGGGUAAUACAGACGAUAUGGAACAAGAGCUUGAUGAUGAAGUCGCCUGUGAAAUCUGCUUGUACAUGACAGAGACGAACGUGACAGAACAUUAUGCCAACUGCAGUUAUAGAAACCUCACGGCUAUACCAGAUAAUUUGACUUCAAAUAUAACGGCUUUUAACAUAACGAGUUUGGAUUUGGUCGGAAACUUAAUCAGUAACUUGAGCAAGAUAUCCUGGGAGAAGUUCAAGUCCUUGCAAAGGUUAUCGUUGGCAGGAAAUCAGAUACAUGCACUAGAAGACGGAAAUUUUGAAAACCUUUCAAGUCUGGAAGUGCUAGACCUGAGUUUGAAUCAUAUACGGUAUACUGACAUUAGUGACAAUGUAUUCAAACACCUGAAAGCCUUAAGAUACCUCGAUCUAAAGCAAACUCUCACUGGAAUCUGGGAAAAUGAGACAUAUCCUGUUUCACUUGGUCAGUUAUCGACACUAGAAAUUCUGAUGCUUGACGGACUAGAAAAUGCAAACUUACCAAAAAUGCCAAAUCUGACAGAACUCUAUCUUUCAGGAGAGUACGGGCGGUGUAACAUUACAAAGUUAAAUCAGACGUACUUUGUCGGUGUAGAAAAAGUUGAACACCUCUACAUUUCCAAUUGUUCCAUUGAAAAAAUAGGCAAUAACACGUUUGGAAUUUUCCCAAAGUUAACAUCAUUGGACCUUGCACGUAAUACACAAUUAGGUAUUGAAUCUGUGCCAAAUAUAACAUACGCUUUGAGCGUUACCAAAACAAUAAAACGUCUCAACCUUAACUCAUUGUAUGACUAUAUAAACUAUGAUCAGUGUUCAUCACUAGAGUCAGAUGAUCUCAAAUACUUAACUGACACCACCUUAGAGAUGUUGUCUUUAGAAAGGAACUAUAUAGUGCGAAUGGCAGAUAGCGCGGUGAACUACUUUCCACAAUCACUAAAGUAUCUCUCCAUCAGUGACAACAUGUUUAUGUACGGGAAAUAUGUAGCUCAUAUGUUAAAAAAACGUACAAUGCAUAAUUUAGUGUAUUAUGACACUAGCAAGAUGUAUAAAACCCACAUUCCUGUGGCGACUGUCUCUCUGUCACAAGUAAGAAAAGUUGACAGAAAGUUAAGUUCCACCCAAAGUAAAUGUAAAAAGAAUGAAAACUUCAAAAACAUAUAUGAUUCAAUGUUAACACGUAAAAAUAUCAUAGAUGAUUUCGAAGCAAUGUGGAACAAAAUGAGAAAGAAUUGCAUUGGUCCAGCAAAACAAUCGUCCAGUUGCACAGACAUUCAAUCGUCUAAGUACACAGACAUUCGGGAUCAAGCCUCGAUUGAAAGUAGUCUGGAGUAUCUGGAUUUGUCAGAAAAUCUUCCUGGAACAAUUCAUAUAGCUCUUGAACUUUUCAGUAACACGCCAAACAUGACGUUUCUCAAUGUUUCCAACAACUAUUUAGGUUAUCCUUUACUUGAUGAAAAUAAACUGUUCGAAUCAGUAAAAAACCUUCGCACGUUAGACAUCAGUAAUAACAGAAUAACGAAGUUAAUGCCCGAUAUCUUCGUGAAUCUGACAAAACUUGAAAAUCUCUAUUUGUCCAACAACAGACUGACGUCAGUAUAUUUCAAUAUAACACCUCUAAAGAAGUUGAAACAGCUUGACCUCAGCUCUAACCGUCUGGCGAAAGUCAAUAAAAAAGCCAGAGAGUCCCUAGAUGUGCUGACCAACGUAAAAAUUAACUUAGCUUAUAACGCUUUAAUGUGCACGUGCAAAAAUAUACAUUUUGUUAUGUGGCUUCAUGAAAACAUUAAAGAAAAGUUACAUGGAUUGGACGAAACAAACUGCACAUUUGAUAACAGUACAGCAGUACCCGUCGGACAAUUUAAUUUUCACCAGUUUUAUUUUGAAUGUUCUCCACCAGAAUACCACACUAUCAUUCUAGUUGUCAGUCUCGGCAUUCUUGCUUUCAUUAUCAUUGUCUCUUGUGGUCUCGUCUACAGGUUUAAAUGGAACUUGCGAUAUUUAUAUUAUAUGACUAAAUUCAAGCUAACGGGCGGUUACCAACCUAUUGAUGACAGGGAAUACGAUAAAGACGUUUUUGUCUCGUACGCAGAUGAGGACCGGGGAUUUGUACAUCAAGACGUUGUGCAAGAAUUGGAAACAGACGGUAAUAUAUCUUUAUUAGUCCACGAUCGUGAUUUCCGUGCAGGAGAGUUAGUGGCAGAUAACAUAAUGCGGGCCAUCACAUCUACACGCCGGACACUAGUCAUUCUUACAACAGCAUACAUUCGUAGUAAAUGGUGCAUGUAUGAACUAAAUAUGGCCCGCAUGGAGGCGGCGGAUACUGGCAGAAACGUUCUCUGUGUCAUUCUUAAGGAAGACAUUCCGGUUAAAUACCUUCCUAUAGAAGUUAUAGACAUAAUAAAGAAGAAAACAUAUAUAGAGUUUCCAACAGAGCAAGUGCAUAUGAACUUAUUCUGGAACAGACUUCGGACAACCCUAAAUCAUGAAACGACAUUCUCCAUGCUUAAUCCUCGUAAGUUGAAUGCUCUGUUAAAACGACUGUUGAAUAUGGCGGCUGAUUUCUGCCGUCUUCAUUCCAUCGUUGUGGUGCUCAUGAAAGAACAAAAAGGGAAAGAUACUUUAUCCGUUCGUGACGCAAGAGAACCAAAAGAGCAACGUAUUUUCAACGAAUUGGAUGACUUGCUUUCGGUGUUUGGGUUAGGCGAACCACCCACACAUGCCUCACAAGAUCAGUCUUCCGGUAGAACAUCGCCGACUUUUGCUACUGAAACCUCACUAGAAGAGCGUGUUAACCGUUUCUUUAUAGCAGUGGCGGUUACAGAAGAGGCUUGCCAAGCAGACGACACAGAGGAUCAACAUGACGACCAUGUCCCUGUGACCAAUGAAUAUGAUCCUCAGAGUGAUAUAGAUGACGUCUCAACUAAAAUAAACACAGGUUGUCCUUGCAAAAGGAAUUGUUAUCUGAACUUUACUGUGGACCGAAUUCAGACGCAUAUUCUUAGCCUACGAGAGAUGUCCAAGAAUGAAAAAGAAAUGCUUCUAAUGGGGACAUUAAAACGGGUAGGUGACAAUUCCAGAUGUAAAAAUAAAGAAAGAACGCGACAAAGAUAUGACUAUUAUUUCGAUGGCAAAAAGAUCUGUCAAGAAGCAUUUUCAUUUAUAUUUGACACUAAACAUAAGACCCUAAGAAACAUUUUGGCACACAUGAAAGAACAUGGAACGGAACCGCGCGUUCAUGGUCACACAGGCAGACGAGCACCAAAUGCGUUUGCGCCAGACGUAAUUAGAAAUGCAAUCCAAUUUCUAAUCAACUACGCAAGUGAAGUCGGCCUUCCCCAGCCGGCAGCUCCCAGAGGUCGCAGUGAUGAACCUCCAAUAUAUUUGCCGUCGUCGGACACAAAGCUUUCAAUCCAUCAACAGUACAAAGAGGUGUGCAUAGAGAAUGACAAACUAUACGUUGGUUUAACAACAUUCAAAGACCUGUGGUCAACAUGUGUUCCGCAUAUAAAGAUAAGUUCACCAAUAGAAGAUGUGUGUCGCACUUGCGAAGAUUUUAGACAAGAAAUUAAACUUGCUAUGAGUGAAGAUGAUAAGUUGUCGGCGACAGGAAGAUAUCAAUCACAUAUUCUACAAGCUAGAAAGGAGAGGGAUGUGUACAAGAAAUGUGUAGAAAGGUCAGCUGAAAUGUUUAGGAAAAAACAAGAACUUGAUCCAUCUGCGGGAGACAAUUUUUCAAUGGACGAUAUACAUUAUACAUUUGACUUUUCCCAGUACGUCAAAUUGCCACAUCACUCCAGAGAAAAGGGGCCGACAUAUUUUAUUCAGCCCGUCAAGGUACAGAUAUUUGGUUUCCGGGUAGAUGGUUGCUGUCAGUACAACUACCUAAUCAGUGAGAACGAAACAUUAGGUCGUGAUGGACAGCUGGCUCACGGACCAGAUUCAGUUAUUUCCAUGUUAGACCAUGCGUUCCAUUCAUACGGAUCUGGUGAGAACGACUGUAGCAUUCAUGCUGACAAUUGUUUCGGUCAAAACAAGAAUCGUUACGUUCUGGCGUAUUUUGCCUGGAGAAUCAUGGUUGGAAAACACAGAAAUAUUACAUACAUGAUGCAGAUUCCCGGACAUACUCGGUGCUUGAUUGAUGCGGGAUUUGGAAACAUUAAAAAGUUAUACCGGAGAACAGACUGUGACACACCGCAACAUAUAGCUGAAGUAGUUGGAAAGUCGUCAGUCAGCAACUUUCCUGUUCAUUUCUGGUAUGGUUUUGACAUGGCUAGUUCAACAAAGAAAAAACGUGAAGAGAGGGAGCAGAACCUUGUACAGUCAACAGUAACGGCUGUAUUAAAAGCACUGAAAGAACAGGGCAUUGUUCCUGAAAAAGCAGAUAAUCAGAACAAUGAAAACCAAACAAGCAAGAAGGCUGCUCAAAACCAAACACAAAAACACAGCAAGAAACAUGAACAUCCUCCUGUUAAUGAAGUGGGAUCAAAUGAAGCUAUUGAUUAUGCCGAUGACAAUAACACACAUACUGCACAGCCAAACAAUCAUAUUGAUAUUGAAAUAGACAGUGACACUCUGGAUAAGAACAACAGACAGACUGUCAAAAACACACAGGAAGACACAGUGCAAACUGUUCAUAGCAAUGUCACCGCAAACUCUUCGAGUCAGGGUAAACAGACAGAGGAAGGCGAUAUCCGUGAGGUCAUUACAGCCCUACUGACAGGCGGUGGCAAUAUACAACACCCCUCGCCAGGUAUUGUGCCGCAAACUGAUUUGUUUGCUUGUGGUGCCGCUCUGGGGUCAUUGGUGCCUCUAAAACUAAAACAAGCAAUUUGGAACAAUUACUUUGUAGAAAUGUCUGACAUUCUCUCAAAGAAAGAAAAUAGAGAUCUGAACCUUGAAGUGUCUCCUCCCCAAGGUCGACUGUCGCUGGAAGCCCCGGCAACAAAGUCCCAGAACCUUAACAUUACACAAUGGAUUACAGCAUUUUUAACAUUUAUAGAUGUUUAUGUUCAAAAAAGAACAAUAUUGUUUCUGCUGCUCUUCAGCGUCUUUGUAACGCAGAUCACGGGUAAUACAGACGAUACGGAACAAGAGUCGGAUGAAGAUGUCGGCUGUGAAAUCUGCUUUUACAUGACAGAGAUGAACGUGACAGAAUAUCAUGCCAACUGCAGUUAUAGAAACCUCACGGAAAUACCAGACCAUUUUACAUCGAAUAUAACAGCUUAUAACAUAACGAGUUUGGAUUUGGUCGGAAACGUUAUCAGUAACUUGAGCAAAAUAUCAUGGAAGAAGUUUGAGUCCUUGAAAAGGUUAUCAUUGGCAAGAAAUCAGAUACAUGUACUAGAAGACGGAAACUUCGUGAAGCUUUCAAGCCUGGAAGUGCUAGACCUGAGUUUGAAUCACAUACGGUAUACUGACAUUAGCGACAAUGUAUUCAAACACCUGAAAUCCUUAAAAUACCUCGAUCUAAAGCAAACUGUGACAGGUCUCUUGGAGAAUGAGACGUAUCCAGUUGCACUUGGUCAGUUAUCGACACUACAAAUUCUGAUGCUUGACGGACUGGACAAUGAAACUUUACCAAAAAUGCCAAAUCUGACAGAACUCUAUCUUUCAGGAGAGUAUGGGCGGUGUAACAUUACAAGAUUGAAUCAGACAUAUUUUGCCGGUCUAGAAAAUGUUGAACAUCUCUACAUUUCCAAUUGUUCCAUUAGAAGAAAAGACAAUAACACAUUUGGAAAUUUGCCGAAGUUAAGAUCAUUGGACCUUGCACGUAAUACACAAUUAAGGAUUGAAUCUGUGCCAAAUAUAACAUACGGUUUGAGCGUUACCAAAACGAUAAAACGUCUGAACCUUAACUCAUUAUAUGACUAUAUAAAUUAUGAUCUGUGUUCAUCACUAGAUUUAGUUGAUAUCGAAUACUUAGCUGAUACGCCCUUAGAGAUGUUGUCUAUGGAAAAGAAUUAUAUGGUGCGAAUGGCAGAUAACGCGGUGGACUACUUUCCACAAUCACUAAAAUAUCUCUCCAUCAGUGACAACAUGUUUAUGUACGGGAAAUAUAUAGCUCUUAUGUUAAACAAAGGUACAAUGCAUAAUUUAGUGUAUUUUGACACUAGCAAGAUGUAUAAAACCCACAUUCCUGUGGCGACAGUCUCUCCGUCACAAGUUAGAAAAGGUGACAGGAAGAUAAGUUCUAUCCAAAGUAAAUGUAAAGAGGAUGGAAACUUCGAAAAUAUAUAUGAUACGAUGUUAACACGUAAAAAUAUCAUAGACGAUUUUGAAGCAAUGUGGAACAAAAUUAGAAAGAAUUGCAUUGGUCCAGCAAAACAAUCGUCCAGUUGCACAGACAUUCAAUCGUCCAAGUACACAGACAUUCAGGAUCAAGCCUCGAUUGUAAGUAGUCUGGAGUAUCUAGAUUUGUCAGAAAAUCUUCCAGGAACAAUUCAUAUGGCUCUUGAACUUUUUAAUAAUACGCCAAACAUGACAUUUCUCAAUGUUUCAAACAACUAUUUAGGUUAUCCUUUACUUGAUGAAAAUACAGUGUUCGAAUCAGUAAAACACCUUCGCACGUUAGACAUCAGUAAUAACAGAAUAACGAAGUUAAUGCCCGAUAUCUUCGUGAAUCUGACAAAACUUGAAAAUCUCUUUUUGUCUAACAACAGACUGACAUCAGUAGAUUUCAAUAUGACACCUCUAAAGAAGUUGAAACAGCUUGACCUCAGCUCUAACCAUCUAGAGAAAGUCAAUAAAAAAGCCAGGGAGUCCCUAGAUUUGCUGACCAACGUAACAAUUAACUUAGCUUAUAACAGUUUAAUGUGCACGUGCAAAAAUAUUCAUUUUGUUAUGUGGCUUCAAAAUGUUAAAGAAAAGUUAAAUAGAUUGGAAGAAACAAACUGCACGUUUGAUAACAGUACAACAGUACCCGUCGGACAAUUUAGUUUUCACCAGUUUUAUUUUGAAUGUUCUCCACCGAAAUACCACACUAUCAUUCUAGUUGUCAGUCUCGGCAUUCUUUCUUUCAUUAUCAUUGUCUCUUGUGGUCUCGUCUACAGGUUUAAAUGGAAUUUGCGAUAUUUAUAUUAUAUGACUAAAUUCAAGCUAACGGGCGGUUAUCAACCCAUUGAUGACAGGGAAUACGAUAAAGAUGUUUUUGUUUCGUACGCAAAUGAGGACCGGGGAUUUGUACGUCAACACGUUGUGCAAGAACUGGAAACCGAUGGUAAUAUAUCUUUGUUAGUCCACGAUCGUGAUUUCCGUGCAGGAGAGUUAGUGGCAGAUAACAUUAUGCGGGCAGUUACGUCUACACGACGGACACUAGUUAUUCUUACGACAGCAUACAUUAGUAGUAAAUGGUGCAUGUAUGAACUGAAUAUGGCCCGCAUGGAGGCGGCUGAUACUGGUAGAAACGUUCUCUGUGUCAUUCUUAAGGAAGACAUUCCGGUUAAAUAUCUUCCUAUAGAAGUUAUAGAUAUCAUAAAGAAGAAAACAUAUAUAGAGUUUCCAACAGAACAAGUGCAUAUGAACCUUUUCUGGAACAGACUUCGGACAACCCUAAAUAAUGAAACGUGAUGCCGCAUUGGAUUUGAGGCCGAUUAUAUUUUAUGAGCCUGAAAUGGUAUGUGUAAAAUUGUUCAAAGAAAGAAUGCCUAUGCAGAGACUGGUGACUAAACCUUUCUUCAUUCCAUUAUGCCUUCUUUUCAUGAUAUAAGCAUUAAGCGUCACAUCCGUUAUAUAUUUAUUGUAGAUUCUCUCCGCAAAUUCAAAAGAACAUGAUUACGCAUACACUGCAUUAUGUAUAGAAAACAUUAGGGAUGUGGGACAAUGUGGGCUUCAUUUUUAGUAUUUGUUUUACAGAAGUGCCCGACUGUAUUCUGACAAUAUCAAAUAGGAACAGAAUUCCUUUUCUUUUAUUUUAUUUUAUUUUUAUUGAUCCACCAACCCGUUAUCAAUUACUGCCCUAAAACCUAAACGGUAGAGGCAGGCAUAAAGUAACUAAAAAGAAAAAAAGCGAAAAAAAAUGGUAUUGGAGCCGCAUAAUGGCGGAUACAAAUAGUCCUCAGUUUAUUUUUGCUCUGUAGGGCUAUUUUCCUUUUAGUCUUUGCAAUUUGUUUGCUAAAUCACAUAACAGACCUAUGCUUGAUGUGUAGGUAGCAACAAUACGACAGAAAUUUUCUUGGUAACUUAAAUCAUACACCACCCCUAAAAGUUAUGGUCUCAUUUUUUAGCUGAUUUUGUAGGUUUUAUGUUUGACUAAAAAUAGUUUUCUCCCAUCAAAUAUGACUCCCACUUUUCUUUUGAUUUUUAUUCAGCACUGACAAUAUUCUUCAAGAAAAUUGAAGUUACAGACAUUUAAAAUGGGUCCUGAUGUGUGCUGCGGCCGCUGGAAAUUUGUCAUUGUUAAUAGAAUAAAGAAGGCCAGCUAUUUAGUGUGUUGUAGCCUGGGAAGCCGUUGAUAAUAUUUGUGCUUUGUCAGAAGAAAUAAUACAUCAUAUCCAUGCAUUAAAGAUCCGACUUAAUUUGCGCUAAUUAGUGUUAAUUGGCAUUUAGCGAGCUUCUGAUAUUUUCGUCAAUUUGCAGGUAGAAAAAAAAAGUAAGAACUUGUCAGACUGGAUUCCCAUGCUAAUAUAAGUGUGUUGUAACAUAGACCUCUCCAUAGUUAAUCCUCGUAAGUUGAAUGCUCUGUUAAAACGGCUGUUGAACAUAGUGGCUGAUAUCUGCCGUCAUUCCAUCGUUAUGGUGCUCGUGAAAGAACAAAAAGGGGAAGACACUUUAUCCAUUCGUGACGCAGGAGAAGCAAGAGCAACGUAUUUUCAACGUAAGUCGAAAUUUCGAGUUAAUAUCUCGAAAUUUAACGUAUCUCGUAAUUUUAAGUUACUAUGUUGAAAUAUCGAGUAACUUUGUCGAAAUUUCGAGUUAUUAAGUCGAAAUUUCGAGUAACGUAUAUCGAAAUUUCAAGGUACUAACUACAGAAGUUUACGUUGAUGUAUAGGUCCUGGCCAAGAUUAGUUUUUUUGUUGUUGUUUUUUUGGAUUUAACGUCGCACCGACACAUGAUAGGUCAUAUGGCGACUUUCCAGCUUUAAUGGUGGAGGAAGAUUGGGUAUUAAAGGUACCUGGUGUAAAAAUCGGGAAGCUCUACAGAGCCAUAUGGUUAACAUGACAGGGCAGCGUUUGAUCAUAAAAAGUAUCACUCUUUUAAACCACCUUUAAGUCUGGAAGGUUUUCCACCUACUUUGAACCGAUAUGGCAGGGUAAUAAUAUAGAUAUAUACCCUUACACGAACAUGUUGUAAUGAGAUUGGGUAACUGGACAGAUCUAGAAUGUGAAUAUUCGUUCAACUUAUUACAAUACUUUUAACUAUUUUACCAGAUCUGGAAGGUUUUCGAUCUAGUUCGAGCCCCUAUCACCUGAACAUAAUAGACAUGAAAAUGAAGGUAUAUAUCCUGGAUACAACUUGAAAUCUGGGGUAGCUCUAGAGGCUGCGGUAGUCCAUACAUUGGUGUAUGGUAGUCAUACAUUGGCGUAUGGUAGUAUAUGUUCAAGUCCCUAUAUGUUCGGCACAAUAUACGGAUGUGUAGAUAGAUGAUUCCAUUCCGAAUAGUCAAAAGUCGUCCAUUACAUUUUUUGGCCUUUGACAAAUGGACAGACGUUCAAAUUU